Molecule: messenger RNA, 3708 nt
Organism: Nomia melanderi (Alkali bee)
Lineage: Eukaryota; Metazoa; Arthropoda; Insecta; Hymenoptera; Halictidae
Source: RefSeq, a predicted model, not a curated record
ACUAGUGUUACAUAGUUUUAUUUGCAUUUGUUAGUGAAAACAAUACUUUCAUUUAUCAUUUCCCAAAUUUUUCCUCUCUUCCUUUUUCUUUAUCGUUCCAUAUGCCCAAAAGAUGUUCUUACAGGUUGAAAGUCCGUUCGCUAUAGUUUCUAGUGCAGUACAAAACGGUUUGCGGUUUACCGGUAUUUCUUAGUUUGUGUUGUGCUCGAGUUAAAAAGUUUAAAACGUAAACAAAAAAGUUCCGGGCAAGAAAUCCAUGAAAAAUAACAGUAUGUAUUGUAUAUGUGAAAAAAGUUCAGUUUAUGUAUAAAGUAUAAAAGUUGCUAGUAAAAAAAGUUCUCGACGUGUUAUAAAAAGUAUGUUCGACACGGUAUGGAUCGCGCGCGUUGUGCCUUCAAGAGCGAGUACUGCACAGGCUCUUAUUGAUACAGGCUAGAAUAAUUCAUCAUGUCAGACUCUGGUUCAGAAAGUUCUUCCUCAGAGGGUUAUGAUGGAAGGAGAAAUCCAGUCACUGCUGACAAUGUGGCUUCACCAAACUACUCGCACCAUUCGUCUGUGUCGGGUCAUAAGUCUAGAGCAAGUUCUAUUUCUUCAAGAGGAAAAUCUCCUGCAUCUAUUAUAUCUGAAAGAGAUUCAAAGUCACCAGGAUAUACACCGAUAUCGCCAAAGUCUCAGAGGUCUGGGUUAGCAUCUCCCAGUGAAGAAGGUUCUCCAAGAUCUACACGUAGUUUAUCAAAAUCACCACUUAACACACCAAAAUCGUAUCGUUCGAGAAAUAAUUCUUUGGAUUCACCUAGAAGUGAUAGAAGUUUGUCUUGUUCACCUAUACCAGAUGAAAGAUCGUGUCCGUCUACUCCAAAUGACUCAAAAUCUUUACAUUUGGAAGAUGCAGAAACCAAACAGUUUGAGUUGGAGGUUGAUGCGCAAAGGUCUGGUGAUAAUUCUCCUAAAUCGUAUUCUUAUAAAAAUAGCGAAUCAAGACAAAGCUCGCCCAAAUCCCCAAGAUCUGGGCAUAGUUCGGCAAAAUCAUUAAUAUCUGGAAGAAGUUCUCCAAAAUCAGGUCCAGCUUCUAUAAUGGAUGAUCAAGAAUCAGAUAAACAUUCACCGCCUCACUCACCGCCAACAAAGAGUGGUUCAUUUAACGAAUUAGAUGGAGAACAAAUUUCUGAUGGAGAUAUUGAAGACGAACCAGAAUCUAUAGCUAAAUCGAAACCAGCACCAAUUACACACGGUGAAGAUUUGUCGGACGUUUCUGAUCUUGAAAGUAUGGAUGGAGUUGAUGGUACUACAGAACACGAGUCCGAACUUAAGGAAAAUAAACAAAAUGAUGAUAGGCGUGGAGGAGAUAAUGACGAUAAAAUGGAGAAAGAUGAUAAAAAUGCACAGGUUGGAUUGACAGAAGAAAGUGAACAACUGGACUUCGAAGCGGAUGGUCAGUGGAAGGAUGAACGUGAUGAAGGGGAAACAGAAGGGCUAAAUGUUAAAGAAAACAAAGAUGAAAGAGAUAGAAAAGACAAGGAUAAAGAUAAAGAUAAAGAUAAAAUGAAAUCAAAGGAAGGAUGUGACGGAAAUGACAAAGAAGAAGGGGAGGAAGAUGGAGAGAAAGCGGAGUCGGAAUUGGAGGAAGGCGAACUUAGUGAUGGUGAUGAUGCUCGGCCAGAAGAAACAGAGCCAAGACCAGUUUGUCGGUUUUACAAUCGCGGUCAGUGCACAUGGGGUGUUAGUUGUAGAUUUUUACAUCCAGGUGUAACGGAUAAAGGUAAUUAUACCAUGUUUGAUAUGGUAAGGCCAAUGGCAUAUCCGCCACAUGCAGCCACUCCACAUGAGUUCAGACCACAUAUUGAUAGACCAAAUAUGGUGCGACCGUUACCUGGUUAUGGUGCACCAUCGCAUACGCCAAAAGUAGAAGAGCUUCCUACCGAAUCUGCGUGGGAACGUGGAUUAAGACAUGCUAAAGAAAUGAUGCGCAAAGCAAACAAACGCAAAGAAUCGGAUAUGGACUUCGAAGAAAAGAAAAUGAAUUUAAGCUUAGGACAAGACGAAUUAGACAGAGAAGCAGGUUAUUAUGUAAGAGCAGCUAGCCCAGAACCACCUGUUGAAAGGUGGCCACCUAGAGAGGCACCUCGAAGAAUACCACCACCAAGAAUUACACCUGAAAGAUAUAUCGAAGAACCUGAUCCUUACUAUGCACCACCGGCAGCACCGCCACCAGAAUAUUAUAGGAGAGUGCAUUAUAAAGCAGAUACUCGUGUUGCUGAAUAUCGAGAACGGAUCGAUUAUCAUACGGUACCACGCGGAACGCCGCAUUCUGUUUCUCCACCACCUCACACAAGAGAACGCGAAAGAGAAAGGGAACGUGAACGCGACAGGGAGCGAGAGUAUUAUGAAAAAUAUGAGAAAAAACAUAAACGUCCAUCAAGGGAAGUCAUAGUAGAACGUAUUCCACCGACGAAACCGUGGCGAGAAGAAGAACCACCGCCAGUGGAAAGAGGUAGAGGAGAUGAAUGGGCGGAUCCUUGGAUGCGGCGGAAGUCUCCUAGUACCGUGCGGCGGAAUACAUCAUCUCGGCGUUCACGAAGGCAAUCGUAUUCUUCCGGAUCUUCGUAUUCGUCGACAAGUUCUAGCCGUAGCUCGAGCCGCUCUAGCUACAGUUCUUACGACUCCCUAUCCAGGUCCCGCUCACCAUCCCCUCCCUCUAGAACCCGUGGUGCUGGCAAAGGGAAAGCAGUCGCGUCAUCGCCACCCUCAAAUCCUCCAGCAGUCGCAGCUGCUGCACCCCAACGCGGUGCCAUGUUAAUGAACCCACCUGCUCCUUCUCCACGUCCACCAAAAGGUUCCAUUUCACCCACAACCGGUACGUUGCAUCGACGUGCCGGGCUAAACCCUCCUGCGCCAAGCCCCCUUUCAUCUCAUCAACGUCACCACGAGAAGGGAAGAGAUAAAGCAGCUAUAGCGGCAGCUGCUGUGGCAAAGGUUAUCAAAAGUCGAUCAAGAUCCAGGUCUUCACACAGCAGUUCAGGAUCAGAGAGCAGCGGUAGCAGCAGCGAUUCCAGCGAAUCAAGUUACUCGUCUUCUUCUAGUGAGACACGUCGUAGGAAAGGUUCAACGCCACCGAUAACACGAAAAGAUUCUAAGGGUAUUGACGCAUUGAAGUUGAGUGGUACUAAACAACAAAUCAAACUCACAUUGAAACCAACCAGCAACGCUACGGCUGUGAAAAAAAUUGAUCGGUCCGGUAUGAUGGCCGGAAAAAAGAGACCGUUAGAAUCGCCACCUUUAAUCGAUAGCAAAGCAAGCGUCGCCGCGGCUGCAGCGAAAGCAGCUAAAAAAGCAAGUUCAAGGCGAGAAGAGUUAUUAAAACAACUUAAAGCAGUUGAAGACGCGAUCGCUCGUAAGAGAUCAAAAGUUUAAUAAUGCAGCUUAUCGCCUUGAAGGUAAUUAUGUACCUACAUGCAUAAAUAUUUCUUAGAUGUAUCAUGUAAUUAGCUGCUGUAAUGUAACGUGUGAUAUCAGAACAGAAAAUCAUAUUGGAAACAGAAGCGUUUCUAAUUACACAUCGAUUGUUCUAUUCACAGUAUCGACAUUUUAUCCUCUAAUUUUCUUUUUUUUCUGGUAAUAUGUAAGCGAAUACAACGUUAAAUGAACAGUCUUGCUGUACAGUUUCUUGAUUGCUGCAACUUAAAAACCAUACGUGUCUUUUCAUGUAUA